Molecule: messenger RNA, 3655 nt
Organism: Eleginops maclovinus (Patagonian blennie)
Lineage: Eukaryota; Metazoa; Chordata; Actinopteri; Perciformes; Eleginopidae
Product: SLIT and NTRK-like protein 1
Biological process (GO): positive regulation of synapse assembly; axonogenesis; regulation of presynapse assembly
Cellular component (GO): glutamatergic synapse; postsynaptic density membrane; GABA-ergic synapse
Molecular function (GO): protein binding
Source: RefSeq, a predicted model, not a curated record
AUGCGGGUGUUUUGCAGCGGUGAGAUCGCCUCUAAAGCUCCAGCGCAGGGUGUGAAUUCAGCACCAGGGGAGAGGGGACAGUUUCUGACGCCGCAACACGCAGCAAGACUGAGAAAAACGGCACGGAUUUGUUCUCUUUUGCUCUGCCAAGGUCAGUGUUAAACGAAGUGAAAACAGCCGAAAGAUGUGUUGGACUCUACUGUCGCCCGCUGUUUUCGAUUUUGAUCAUAAACACGCUCUGAGGAUUCAGUCGAUGUGAAAGAGACGUUUAUGUGGGCAUUUUCAAACUGGAAGUCUGGACACAAGUGCAGGUUAGAUGCAGCAUGGAUCUGUUAUAAAAGACUGCCUUAUCUUCUCCCUUAAUGUCUCUAUCUACCAUUUUUCGCCUCACUGAUGUAGACUGAAUUCACAGCUCGUAUGUCUUGAAACCGGGAAUGAAUUUUCCACGUUGAAAAAUGCUGCUUUGGAUUGUUCUGCUGAAUGCGGCUCUUUGUGUUGCUGGUGGAAAUGUUACAAGGGACGUUUGUAAGGAGCAGAUAUGCUCUUGCAACGAUAUCGAGGGAGAUCUGCACAUAGACUGCGAAAAAAGGAGCUUCACCACUCUGCAGCAUUUGACUGGCCCGAGCUCGCAUUUUUAUCACCUGCUGUUACACGGAAAUUCUCUAUCCAGGCUAUUUCCCAACGAGUUCGCCAACUUUUACAAUGCUGUGAGCUUGCAUUUGGAAAACAAUGGCUUGCACGACAUUGUCCCCGGCGCCUUUCUGGGACUGCAGCUGGUGAAAAGGCUGCACAUCAAUAACAAUAAGAUACGAUCAUUCAGGAAGAGUACAUUUCUGGGGUUAGACGACUUGGAAUAUCUCCAAGCUGAUUUCAAUCUAUUGAGGGAUAUUGACCCCGCUGUUUUCAGGGACCUAAACAAACUUGAAGUGUUAAUACUUAACGACAACCUCAUCAGUGCGCUACCUAUAAACGUGUUUCAACAUGUGCCCAUUACGCAUCUCGACUUGCGGGGGAACAGAAUCAAAACGUUGCCUUAUGAGGGGGUCCUUGAGCAAAUACCGGGCAUUGCGGAGGUUUUGUUGGAGGACAACCCGUGGGACUGUAAUUGCGACCUGGUUUCUCUUAAGGAAUGGCUGGAGAACAUACCGCAUAACGCACUCAUUGGGAGGAUGAUAUGCGAGGCUCCCACCAGGCUGCAGGGGAGCGACCUGAACGAGACGUCAGAAGCGGACCUGUGCCCUUCACAGAGCGGCGGCGUGGACACCAGCCUGGUCGCCCCUCCCACCCAGGAGGAUACCUCUGCGAGCUCGGCUCUGGCCCCGCGUCCCACGCCUUACAAGCCCAGCAGAGACACCAGCGGUCCCCCCAACUCUGGCCACGGACCCAAGAGCCGCUCCAAAUCUCGUGAGAAUUGGCAGCUAAAAACGAGGCCAACUCCAGUGGUGACAGGUAUGAACGGGGACAGAGAGCUGCCUCACAACAUGACGUGCCCCCAGCCUUGCAACUGCAACCUGGUCGGCACCAGACAGGGCCUGGGGGUCUUGUGCGAGGGCAAAAAGAUCGAAAGCUUAUCCAACCUCAAGCCUAAGCCCCUGGCCGCACACGAAUUGAACAUGAGAAAUAACAACAUACACGCAGUGAAAAAGAACCACCUCCUCGGCUACACCAGCCUCAACCUGCUUGAUUUGGGGGUGAACAACAUCAAGGUGAUUGACAACAGCACUUUUAUAAACCAGAGCGAGCUCAGAUGGCUGUAUAUGGAUAAGAACUAUCUGGAUAUGCUGAUAGCAGAGAUGUUUGUGGGCCUCGGGAACCUGGAAUAUCUCAGUUUGGAAUACAACCACAUCCAGAUGAUAGUGGCAGGUGCAUUCAGCCCUAUGCCUAAUCUGAGGGUACUGUUCCUCAAUGACAACUUUCUGAAAUCUUUACCAAUGGAUGCUUUCCUUGGAAUUUCUUUGUCCAAAAUUAGUCUUCAUAAUAAUUAUUUCCCCUAUCUCCCCGUGGAGCGAGUGUUAGACCAGCUCAAUUCAAUCAUACAGAUCGAUUUGCACGGGAAUCCGUGGGAUUGCUCGUGCACCAUCGUGCCAUUCAAGCAGUGGACGGAGAAACUCGGGGCAGAUGUGAUAGUGAGUGAUCUCAAAUGCGAGUCACCCGAAGAGUUCUGGAAACGAGAUUUCCGCCAAGUCCGGAACGACCUCAUGUGCCCAAAACUCUAUGACAAAGUCUCCCCCACACCCGUGUCCAAAAACAGCACUUUCACCCAGGACUCGGGGACGCGCCCGAACUCUUAUUUGGAGCCGAACAGGGUGUCUAUCUCUGUGCUCGUCCCCGGGUUGCUGUUGGUGUUCGUCACGUCCGCUUUUACUGUCGUGGGGAUGCUUGUGUUUAUCUUGCGGAAUCGAAAGCGAUCAAAGCGGAGGGACGGGAACUCCUCCGCCUCGGAGAUCAAUUCCUUACAGACAGUGUGUGACUCGUCGUAUUGGCACAGUGGGCCUUAUCACGCAGACGGGGGCGCGCACAGGGGCUUCGACUGCAGCACGCACCUUUCCACGACAAAUGAUGCGUAAAGAGACUGUGGGUCUAGUACAAUGAGCCCAUACCGGACUGGAUUACAAACAUGUCAUAUAGACACACUGACGCACUUACAUGACUGAACAUCAUCCAGCUUUUGUUCGUCAGUGGCGAACACAGACUUGUUUAUGUCUUGUUUUCUCCAGUUGAACCAAGUAAGUCUGCUGCUGCACAGGCCCUACUCUGUAAUAUAUGUAUAUGCCAAGCCCCCCUGGCUAAAACCCCUCCCUUCCUCCUCCUCCCAGUUCUGCUAUUUGCCGCAAUCGGACUACGGAUAUGAGACAGAAAAAAGGGAGAAAAAGAAGCGAGGGAGAGGGCGUGUGUGUGUGUGUGUGUGUGUGUGUGUGAGUGAGAGAGAGAGAGAGAGAGAGAGAGAGAGAGAGAGAGAGAGAGAGAGAGCGAGAGAAAGAGAGCAAAGACCGAGGACCCAGGAAAUGGUGCACGAACGCAUGAAUGUAAAUGUAAAUACUCGGACCGAUGUAUCAUAAUCUGCAUGAUGAUAUUUCGCAUGGUUUCAACACACACACGACGGCGAGGAACCAUAACCACCAUAACCAACAAAGAAGCAAACUCGACCCUUUCAUGUUAUAUCAAUAUGACGACAAUAUAUAGAUAUUAAGAAUUAUAUAUGACUAUUACAAAGUGCCAUUUCUCUAUUUUUUGUGAACCUGCAGUUAGGAUUUGUAUUUGUUGUUUUAAACUUGUUUGGAGAAAAGAGAAAAAAAAAAUAACUGAUAACAAUGACUCUUGGAGAAGAGCGAUGGAAGUGCUGUCAGUGCAUGUUAUUUUCUGUUUGUUAUCAUUUGAUUGUCGAUAAAUAUUGGGGUUAUUUAUACCGUACUAGAUGGUGCAGAUUAAAUCCAUGUCUGCGCAGUCAUCAUCUCCUUUAUGAAUGUAAACUGUGUUAUUUUAUGGUGUGCCAAUUGUUGACUUUCAGAUAUUCAGACAUGCAGAUGAGCAUGACCAAUUAACGUCACUCAGAUGCUUAUGCUGCAAAGUUAAUGUAGCUAAAAUAACAGUUCUGUGGUUUUGUGUGUCAAUGAAUAUAGCCUGCUUUGGGUGAGAGGAAGAAAAAAAAAAACAA